Molecule: messenger RNA, 1232 nt
Organism: Salvelinus sp. IW2-2015
Lineage: Eukaryota; Metazoa; Chordata; Actinopteri; Salmoniformes; Salmonidae
Gene: basp1
Product: brain abundant, membrane attached signal protein 1
Source: RefSeq, a predicted model, not a curated record
CGCGGUUCAAUUGCUGUUUAUCGUGGCCCAUGUGAAAGCCCCUUUAGGCAUUUGUAGAUCAGCCCUCCACUUCUCAGCAGCGUCGCGCGCCCAAAUGAUCGCCAGAAUGGAGUGAACCGUGUGCGUGCGUGUGCGUGCGUGUACGUGCGCGUGGCGCCAGGGAAAUGCAGAGUGAGCCACGCAGAACACUACCAUAAUAGGCACAAGCUACCACGCGCACAGGCGAAGCCGCUUGAUAAAACACACUUACUGAAAGGAGGGCUUUGUAACUUCACUGUCAACGAGACUAAAAUGGGAGGCAAGCUCAGCAAAAAGAAGAAGGGAUACAAUGUAAACGAUGAGAAGGCCAAGGACAAGGAUGCCAAACCAGAGGGCGCAACAGCCGAGGAGAGCGAACCUCAGAACGACAAAAAGGACGAGGCCCCUGCUCCCGCCGAGACCACCGAGGUAGCUAACGACACAAAGGAUGUGCCCGCAGCCAAUACCACGACGACCAAGGAGGAAGAAAAAGGUGCCUCCCCUCCCACCAAGGAGCCGGAAAAACCUGCAGCGGAGCCCAAAGCGGAGGUGUCUAAGCCUGCGGAAGUCACCGACCCUGCCCCCAAAGCCAAGGAGAAACCAGCCGCCCCUGCGAAAGAGCCAGCCCCCUCCACUAAGGAAGCCGCCCAAGCUCCAGAGGUCAAGGCCCAGGCGCCUGCACCACCCGCAGCCCAGGCUGAAAGCAAAGACGAGGCCGACGCUAAAAAGACUGAGGCCCCGGCAGCACCAGCGGCUAAAGCCGAGGCGGCCCCUGUUGCCGCUGCCCCCCAGGCCAAGCCCACAGAAGCAGCAGCGGCAGCCCCGGCCAAGGAGGCCCCAGCUGCUAGUUCAACAGCAGCACCACUGGCUGCCACUGAGCCCGCUGCACUGGUCAAGGAGGCCAAUGCCACAGAGGCCCCAGUUCCAAGCAAGGAUCAAACCGUAGAAGUUCAAGAUUAAUGGACACCUCUUUUAAGAAAAUAAAUUGCAUUAAACAACAAAAAUGAAGUAAAAUAGAGAAAAAAUUUAAUAAAAUAGCCCACCCAUAUUAAUAUUAUAAUAAUAAUGAUUUGUUGGAGGAGGAGGAUUGUGACAACCUUGAGAAGGAUGAUGAUGCUGCUGAUGCCGAUGAUUAUUAUUACUAUUAUUGUUAUGGUUAUUCUAUUUUUUCUGCUGUAGUAUUUGAACUUAAAUAAAAGUCUGUGUCAGCCAUA